GCGGCCACAGUUGCGCGAGACAACCUGCCUGGAGUACCUUCUUCUUGAUAUCGGGUCCAGCCUCUUCAACGACCGAUAUCCGCGUCCAUCGGUCGAAGAUCCGCGCACGCGACCCUCUUCGCGGUUCCCCGCGAUCGAAAUCGUUCGGAAACCUCCGCUCUCGUCGACGGGACUCUUGGACCGAACGUGUCGAGAAUUCGUUUGACAAAACGGUGUACAGUGUCGGAGUAAAUGUUUGGAGGAACCGGGAGACUGACGACAGCCGUGGGAGAGACUCGAAGAUUUCAUUUAAACAAACGAGCGUGAUCUGUGAUCGAGAUGAAUGAUCGUUCUGGUGUAUGUCAGGUGGAUUUAUAGUAGACGUUGUAACGGAGAUUGACGGAAGAGUUCCGAUAAACGAGUGGAAGAUAUAAUUUAAGGAAACGAUUAAGAAAAAUUACUGUCAAUUUACAAAGUGAAUUAGGAGUAAACGCUUGGAAGAAUUAUUCUAGUGAACGUAAAUAAAAAUGAUACGGUUCGAUGAACGAUUAAGAAGUUGGAGAUUCGAUUGAAUUUAUCAAUUAAGAGCGUCGUGUUCAGUGGAUUAAGUUCAAUGCCGUUUCCCUUGCGUACGGCGUCAGAGGCGAAAUCGCGGGAAGAGCCAAGAUCUGCGUCUGAUGGAAAGGAAGCUGAUAAUCGAAUCGGUAUCGACGAUCGCGUAUCCAGGACGCGGAAACCGUAUACUCGCGGGCCGCCGGAGGUGCACCGUGAUUAUGUGACAGUUUUGUGAACGUGAUUAAAUUGACCUCGAUACCUACACCGUGGACAUCCGUGCGCCGCGCGCCGCACCGGUGCGUUCUGUCACGAGAGAACUUGUUUUCGUUCCAUUUCUACUGGAACAUUUUUACCCGAAACGAUGCACCUUGCGAGACCCGAUCGUACCGUCUCGUCUCCGAUUAGUUGAUCGUCGCUGUGAUUCUCGUUUCGAAAGGAGGACCGAUGGUCAGCGUCUACGGCGUGCAGCUCGCAUUUUAUCGUGGACGUCGCAACGACAGCAGGGGCUCUUUGGUGAUGUACGACAGCGCUAGCUGUUCGUACGCAGGUGCGCUCGAAUUAAAGGGAGCAUCCGGGGCCGGAGCCGCGGCUGCGGCCGCGAGUGUAACCGCGGCCAGCGUGAAGCAGGAGAACUGGCCGUACCGCGGCCUCACCUGCGGUAGCACCUUCCAGAGGCUAAAGGAGAGCGUCGACAAGGCGAAGCAAGCCCUAGCCGACCGCGGCGGAUACCUCUCCGGUGCCUUCUCGCCUCCGCCACGUGCCAAUCCAUCCGCCAUUUCACCCACCGCCUCUAUCACCGGUGCGCUCGAAUUAAAGGGAGCAUCCGGGGCCGGAGCCGCGGCUGCGGCCGCGAGUGUAACCGCGGCCAGCGUGAAGCAGGAGAACUGGCCGUACCGCGGCCUCACCUGCGGUAGCACCUUCCAGAGGCUAAAGGAGAGCGUCGACAAGGCGAAGCAAGCCCUAGCCGACCGCGGCGGAUACCUCUCCGGUGCCUUCUCGCCUCCGCCACGUGCCAAUCCAUCCGCCAUUUCACCCACCGCCUCUAUCACCG
Messenger RNA from Ceratina calcarata, 1585 nucleotides. It is a transcript of the gene Ets65A, whose product is annotated as DNA-binding protein D-ETS-3. The annotation marks the transcript as partial. The record is from RefSeq and is a predicted model, not a curated record. The transcript is spliced from 3 exons. Lineage: Eukaryota; Metazoa; Arthropoda; Insecta; Hymenoptera; Apidae.